GACAAUCCAAAACUGGCAAAUAGUAAAGUUGGGAUUAUUAUGCAUCACAGUGAAAUGUGAGAUUAUUUUUGAAAGUCUGGUAUUAUUUUGGGAAAUAAAAUAUCUAUCCACUCCCUCCUUUGUCUAAUCUCCAUUCUCCCAAAACCUCCACAGCAUCUUUCCUUUCAGAGUAUUAAGAAAGUAAUAACCAAGAGAAGAGAUGUAUGGCGGGAAUGCCUCUUUUGAUAGCAACGCAGCCUUCUCAGGAGGCGGCUUCAUGCACUCUCAGGCAACUCAAACUACUAGUGAUCCUCCUUAUUCUGCAUCCAAGAGCCGAGAUACACAGUCAUUGCUUCCAUUGACAGUGAAGCAGAUAAUUGAUGCCGUCCAAACGAGUGAUGAUAAGAUAAAUUUUCUAGUAGAUGGUGUUGAUGUGAACAAUGUAAAACUAGUGGGAAUUGCGUUCAACAUAGCUGAUCGGGCAACUGAUAUUUCAUUCGCGCUAGAUGAUGGAACUGGACGUGUCGACUGCCACCGAUGGUUAAACGAACCAUUUGACAAGACAGAAAUGGGAGCCAUCUCAAAUGGGAUGUAUGUUAAAGUCCAUGGACACUUGAAGGGGUUUCAGGGCAAGAAACAGUUGAUGACUUACUCUGUCAGGCCCGUGGAGGAUUAUAACGAGAUUGCAUAUCACUUUGCUGAGGCUAUUUACGCUUUUUGCCACAACACGAAGUCGCGGAAGCUUCAAGAGGGUAGUGCUCAUAAUACUUUUUCUUCUUCUCACAUGCCAAGUUCAGCUAUGAACACACCUAUGAAGGGAUACCAAGUUUCCCAUCCAAAUUUUCAUGGGUACCCCAUGGAUAAAGUUACAGGUGUUGAAGAGAUGGUCUUGAACUACUUGCAGCAGCCCUCGUGCCUUGCACGAGAGAAAGGGGUUCACCGGAAUGAGCUUGCUGAAAAGCUAAAUAUUCCUCCCGAGAAGAUCUUAGGAGCAAUUGAAUCUUUGGAAUCAGAUGGGCUUGUUUACUCCACCAUAGAUGAGUGGCAUUACAAAUCCACAGGUAAUGGCUGAGAAGGCAAAGUGUUCUGUUUACUAGGAUUUUCUUUUCUCUAAGAAGCAUGUUUGUUAUUAUGCACUCUUGAACUAUGUGGCUUCUUAUGCUCUAAAAACCAUGGAUCCUUAAUGUUAGCGUUAUAUCUAUAGUUUCUUAUAU
Messenger RNA from Cuscuta campestris, 1193 nucleotides. The record is from the annotation of a GenBank genome assembly. NCBI's taxonomy places the organism in Eukaryota, Viridiplantae, Streptophyta, Magnoliopsida, Solanales, Convolvulaceae.